Molecule: messenger RNA, 960 nt
Organism: Olea europaea var. sylvestris
Lineage: Eukaryota; Viridiplantae; Streptophyta; Magnoliopsida; Lamiales; Oleaceae
Product: high mobility group nucleosome-binding domain-containing protein 5-like
Exons: 2
Coding region: 156-827 (223 amino acids)
Source: RefSeq, a predicted model, not a curated record
ACGAGAAAAUGGGUUUCUCUUCGAACUAUAAAAUAGAACAAAACCAGGUAAAGAUUGGCUGGAAAGAGAACGGAGGAAAAUAGUUUUCAUUUUCCUCUCUCUCUCUGAGGAAAAGAAAGUGAAAAAUACAGGAAAAAUUUUCAACAGCUUGAAAAAUGGGUUGUGGGGAAUCAAAGCACGCUGUUGCAACAGAAAACGCCAUUAGCAAAAGUAAACGCAAGAAUUCCAAUUCCAACAUAAUUGCAGAAAAUUCUGUUGAAGGGAAGGAAAAGUUGAACAAGGAACCUGGUGUGGACGUAAAUGUGGAGGUAAGGGAAAAUUUGGAAGGCGAAAAGGAAAAGGAAAAUGCCAAAGUAAUUGAUAACGGAAAUGUAGAAUCAGGGAUGGAGGAAAAUGAGAAAGGAAGGGAAAAUUCUGAAGAUGGAAAGGAAAAUGCCAAAGUGGAGGAGGAAAUCCAGGGAGCAAAUGCCAAAGUAACUGAUAAUGGAAAUGGAAAAUCUGAGGAGGAAAACGUGAAAGAAAAGGAACGAAAAUUGGAGGCUGCUGUUGUAACCAUGGAGGAAAAUAAGGAGGGAAAAUCUGGCGACAUCAGUGUUCAUCAAGUUCAAGAACCAGAGGAAGAAAAUCUCAAGAGAGAAAUGGAAUCCAUUAUUCCUGAUGAAAAUGCAUCAGAAGGGAAAAUAGAUUUGAAUGAUGAUGUGGAGGGAAAGGAAUUUCAUCAAGAGGCUAAGGAGGAAUCCAAAACUGAAGACGAUAUUAAGGUGGAAGAAGAAAAAGAGGUGAUAGAAGUAGUGUUGCCAAAAGAUUCUGCCACCAAAGGGGAAUAGAUGGAUUGUGAAUUUGAAGCUGCUGAUUAUACCAGACAAGGCUUCUUGACUGCUGUAUGAGUUACAAAUUAUUGUAUAAUUUACAGUUUAAUUGAAUAUUUAAAUAUAAAUAAAUAACUUUUAAUGGUUGAAA